AUGCAAGAAAUCUUCCCCGAGUUAGGGCUAGUGAGAGAAAACUGCAUCGAAGCGAGCUGGAUCCAAUCCACCUUAUUUAGCAACCAAAUGCUGAUAGAUCAACUAGAUGCUCUGCUCAACCGGACUCAGCCCGGUCUCAGACAGCUCAAAGCCAAGUCGGAUUAUGUUCGGACGCCCCUUCCGUUGAACGUGAUAGAGGACAUGGUGAGUAUGCUACGUGAACCCGAUGCAGACGAGACUAACUACUGCAUGGUUCCAUAUGGUGGAAUCAUGGAAGAGAUAUCAGAGUUAGAGACUCUGUUUCCUCAUAGAACAGGUGCGCUUUACAAACUUGUCGGACUGACUUACUGGCAAGACUUAGAGGCGGGGGAUACGGACCGUUACAUAAGCUGGAGUCGAAGGUAUUACGAAUACAUGACUCCGUAUGUGUCAAGCUCGCCCAAGGAAGCGUAUUUCAACUACAGAGAUCUUGACCAUGGAGUCAAUAAUGUUGUUGGUGACACGAGUUAUGAACAAGCGAGUAUUUGGGGGAAGCCGUAUUACAAGGACAAUUUUGAUCGUCUUGUUCGGGUGAAAACCGUAGUUGAUCCGGGGAACAGAGUGUAG
Messenger RNA from Salvia splendens (bonfire salvia), 606 nucleotides. Its product is annotated as cannabidiolic acid synthase-like. Gene Ontology annotation, molecular function: oxidoreductase activity; flavin adenine dinucleotide binding. Lineage: Eukaryota; Viridiplantae; Streptophyta; Magnoliopsida; Lamiales; Lamiaceae. The record is from RefSeq and is a predicted model, not a curated record. The transcript has a single exon. Bases 1 to 606 code for a protein of 201 amino acids.